Kogia breviceps (pygmy sperm whale) is the source of this 6296-nucleotide messenger RNA. NCBI's taxonomy places the organism in Eukaryota, Metazoa, Chordata, Mammalia, Artiodactyla, Physeteridae. The record is from RefSeq and is a predicted model, not a curated record.
UUGGGCACCGGGGGAAGAAUGUCUCCUUUCAACUUUGUGACUUGCACCCCCGGAGAAGGCCACACGCCGGUUGUGGGGUGCAGAUGUGCUGAGAGUGAUUUCUGAGUAGUUGAGUUGUUGAGAUGAGGGGUACGGCUGCUAAUGGUAGGCAGGUUUUGUUUUUAUUGGUGAAUCUGGUGUCAUCAUAUUCCGGUCAUAUGUUGAAAUAGUCUUUGUUUAGGUCUUGAAGUAGAGGAUCUUACUUUUCACGUCCACAUUGUGUUGUUUUUAAAUGAUGUCUCUGCAAGUAUGGCUUUCUAGAAUUUCAAAUGUGAGUUAAGGUCCGGGCUAUGCGGGCCUCAGCACUGGCCUUGACAGUGAACUUUGUGACUGUGUUUUGGAUUUCAAAGAUUUGCCCCAUAACUGGGGUGCGAGCUGUGCAUUUUUGUUAAUAGUAGGUGUCAGGAAUGUAGAUGCAUGAGGUGGGGACGUUAGAGAAGGAGGAACAUUUAUAUAUUAAUAAUUGAUAGCUGAAUAUUACAAACAGAUUAAUUUGGGCUGAUGAAAUUUUUUUUUUUUUAAGCAGGUAUGCACUCUAGGAAACCUUUUCAUAGGCACAUUUUUUAGGGGUUCUUUAGGGCACAGAGCCUGAAUAUCUCCUUUUAGAGAGGUUACUCACCAACAUCUGUAGCUUCAUUGAGGGCCUGAUAAGGGGACUGAAACUGGGGCUAUGACAUCUAAGUGUACUUUUCAGUGUUUAUGUUGUUUGUUUACAUCUGGUGUUCACUCACGUUUGGGCAGUGGAAAUAAAUAGGUCAGAUUUUCUUUCGGUUUUUGAAGACUAGCCCUCUCCCCCCCCCCCCCUUUUUUUAAGUUUCACAAUUUACUUGGUUUCACAGCAUUGUAGGAAACUGUUACUACAUUUUUACUGGAAAUACUAUUAUUCAUUUUGAUUUUGCUGUGAAGGGUCCAUCCUUUUUCCCAUUCAGUCAUCUGGAAAGAGCUGCCUCAGAAAUACUCUUCUUCUGCUUACAUGAAGAACUCUAAAUGCUAUCCAGCAGGAGGUGCUGCAGCAAGAUAAAGGAAAUCUGUGAAUUUUGAAGGUCUUGCUACUUAUUACAGCUCUACUUAGCAUCAACUAAGCAACAGGAUAAACACCUUAAAGUUCCAGAAAGAUUUUAAGGAGCAAGAGAGCUGAAGGAGAGCCAGUUUCCCCAAAAUUGCUGCAGUAAGAAGAGGAGUUUGUUAUUUUAAACAGAGGCUGAAGAAACUAUAGAAUUAGCAGACAUAAGAAAAAGUGGAGAAGGUAGAGGAUGGAGUUGCAGACUCUACAGGAGGCUCUUAAAGUGGAAAUUCAGGUUCACCAGAAACUGGUUGCUCAAAUGAAGCAGGAUCCACAGAAUGCUGAUUUAAAGAAACAGCUUCAUGAACUUCAAGCCAAAAUCACAGCUUUGAGUGAGAAACAGAAAAGAGUAGUUGAACAGCUUCGGAAGAACCUGAUAGUAAAGCAAGAACAACCAGACAAGUUCCAAAUACAGCCAUUGCCACAAUCUGAAAACAAACUACAAACAGCACAGCAGCAACCACUACAGCAGCUACAGCAGCAACAGCAGUACCACCACCACGCCCAGUCGGCUGCGUCCUCUCCCAGCCUGACUGCUUCACAGAAGACUGUAACUACAGCUUCUAUGAUUACCACAAAGACACUACCUCUCGUCUUGAAAGCAGCAACUGCGACAAUGCCUGCCUCUGUUGUGGGCCAGAGACCUACCAUUGCUAUGGUGACCGCCAUCAACAGUCAGAAGGCUGUGCUCAGCACUGAUGUGCAGAACACACCAGUCAACCUCCAGACGUCUAGUAAGGUCACUGGGCCUGGGGCAGAGGCUGUCCAAAUUGUGGCAAAAAACACAGUCACUCUGCAGGUUCAGGCAACACCUCCUCAGCCCAUCAAAGUACCACAGUUUAUCCCCCCUCCUAGACUCACUCCACGUCCAAACUUUCUUCCACAGGUUCGACCUAAGCCUGUGGCCCAGAAUAACAUUCCUAUUGCCCCAGCACCUCCUCCCAUGCUUGCAGCUCCUCAACUUAUCCAGAGGCCUGUCAUGCUGACCAAGUUCACUCCCACGACCCUCCCUACCUCCCAGAAUUCCAUCCACCCCGUCCGUGUCGUCAAUGGGCAGACUGCAACCAUAGCCAAAACGUUCCCCAUGGCCCAGCUCACCAGCAUUGUGAUAGCUACUCCAGGCGCCAGACUCGCUGGACCUCCAACUGUACAGCUUAGCAAGCCAAGCCUUGAGAAACAGACAAUUAAGUCCCACACAGAAACAGAUGAGAAACAAACGGAGAGCCACACCGUCACUCCACCUACUGCACCCAAACCAAAACGGGAGGAGAACCCUCAGAAACUUGCCUUCAUGGUGUCUCUAGGGUUGGUAACACAUGACCAUCUAGAAGAAAUCCAAAGCAAGCGGCAAGAACGAAAAAGAAGAACAACAGCAAAUCCAGUGUACAGUGGCGCGGUCUUUGAGCCUGAGCGCAAGAAGAGUGCAGUCACGUACCUGAACAGUACAAUGCAUCCUGGGACCCGGAAGAGAGGUCGUCCUCCAAAAUACAAUGCAGUGCUGGGGUUUGGAGCCCUAACCCCAACAUCCCCCCCAUCCAGUCAUCCUGACUCCCCUGAAAAUGAAAAGACAGAGACCACAUUCACUUUCCCUGCACCUGUUCAGCCUGUGUCCCUGCCCAGCCCCACCUCCACAGACGGCGAUAUCCAUGAGGAUUUUUGCAGUGUUUGCAGAAAAAGCGGCCAGUUGCUGAUGUGCGACACAUGCUCCCGUGUGUAUCAUCUGGACUGCUUGGACCCUCCUCUGAAAACGAUUCCCAAGGGCAUGUGGAUCUGUCCCAGAUGUCAGGACCAGAUGCUGAAGAAGGAAGAAGCAAUUCCAUGGCCUGGAACUUUAGCAAUUGUUCAUUCCUAUAUUGCCUAUAAAGCAGCAAAAGAAGAAGAAAAACAGAAAUUACUUAAAUGGAGUUCAGAUUUAAAACAAGAACGAGAACAACUAGAGCAGAAGGUGAAACAGCUCAGCAAUUCUAUAAGUAAAUGCAUGGAAAUGAAGAACACCAUCCUGACCCGGCAGAAGGAGAUGCACAGCUCCCUGGAGAAGGUGAAACAGCUGAUCCGCCUCAUCCACGGCAUCGACCUCUCCAAACCCGUAGACUCUGAGGCCACCCUGGGGGCCGUGUCCAACGGCCCGGACUGCCCUCCCCCUGCCGGCGCCAGCACCUCCACGCCGGCGCCCUCCCCGCCCCCCUCCUCCUCCUCCUCCCAGAGCUGCACAGCGAACUGUAACCCCGGGGAAGAGACUAAAUAACAGAGCCCUGCUCGGAGAAGCCACGGGAUCCCAGCGGCAAGGAGGGCAAGACACUGAAGACUCUAGACAAGCAAAGCCGGAUUUCUUCUGGAAAGUACAGAAUUCUUUUGGUUCUUUGGUUCCAGAGAGAGAGAGAAGAUGCUUGUGCCGGGUGGCACCAGAGUUUGCCAAUUGAUCCUUCUUAUUCUGUGUGUACAUGCAAAGACUGGACCACGCCACAUGAAACCGUGCCAGCUGGAGGCUCUGGGCCAGCACCACGCCGAGUGGAUAAUACACUUGCUCUCCCUGUUACACGCCAGUGUGUGCCUGCGGCAGCCCCCACCACCACCGUGGGCUCGCUUUUGUUUUGUUGGGUGGGGAGAGGGGACGGGCCGCGGGGGUGGGGGGAACAGGUUCCAGACCCUUAUUUGCUGAGCUGUUUGUUUAGGUAGAGAAGACAAGUCCAAAGAGUGCGUGGGCUUUCCUGUUUCUAAACUUUCACUACUAUAAAACCAAAAAGAGGAAAUCGAGAUUUAACCAACCCCAGUGCCCAGAGGAAGGGAUGGGGAGGGAAUGGGAGGGAGCCAGGGUGGGGAAAAGUAUAUCAGAUACGCAGUAUUUCAUAUGGUCUGGGGCGGGCACCGUGCACGGAGAGACGGACACCGGGAACAGCCACCAGGGUCUUCUCCGGAGCACUGCGCUCCCCCACCCCUCCCCAAGCUCCCUCCCUGCUUUGGCAAAUCGGCACCGUCCCUGUGGUUACCUUCCCUCUCCAAGAACAAGCAGACCCAGGCCUCAGGUGGCCCUUGCCCCGGGGCAGGGAAGAAGGGUGUGUGUGUGUGUGUGUCGAGCAAGGAAAAAAGGUGGAUCAGUGAUUUUACUUGAAAACAAGCUCCAUCCCUUUUCUAUAUUUAUAAGAAGAGAAGGUCCUGAGCGAAGCAGCACGCGACCCAGGUGUGUGUGAAUUGAAUGGAGACGUUGCUUUUCUCUUUUUUAAAAAAUUUUUGUUUCUGUUCUUUCUUCUUUAAAAAAAAGUUUUAUUUUGUUGUUUAUUUUACUUUUUUGGUAACAAAAACUAAAAUAAGGAAUAGAGAAGCUGUUUUUCAGGCUGACAGUCCAAUUAAGGGUAGUCGAGACCUUGCAUGGUAGAAUAGGAAUCAUAGUGUCAGUGAGGUCCAGUGAGUCUGUUUGAGUCCUUGUGUCAUCGUUCGGGGCACUGUUUUUUUAUGCAAGGGCAAAAAUCUUUGUAUCUGGGGGAAAACAACAACAACUUUUUUUUUUAAUUAAAAAGGAAAAUAAAAGAGAUUGAGGUCUUCCUAGUGUUACUUAAAUUAAGAUCAAGGUAAGAAACAUUGUAAAAAAAAAAUUACAAAAGUGCUAUUUGUUUCCUAAAAACAGUGAUUUCUAUUAAAAAGGUGUCAGAACUGGAGAAAAUGCUGUGUAGUUAUAAUUUUUUAGCACAGAACCUGCUGAACAUGAUGACAUUUUGCUGUGUUUGUGUCUCAGGACUGGUGGGCUCGUCUCCAUGAUUGCUGUCCUCCGGACGGCUGCAGCCCUUGACGAGUAGGGGCAGAGCUCUCCCACCAUUCUCCCCUGCUCAGAAAAGACUGUCCUCUCUUCCUGGUGCAGGGAUCUGGGCUCCUGUUUCAGAAGCCCACAUGGAGUGUGGAUGGUGUCAGGGUCCUCCCUGUUGUCUCCUCGGGUUUUGCUAGAGCAGAAGGCUGGUGCCUAAAUAAGAUCCCUUCCUUUGGUGCUGCUCUUGGUCUUUCAGCCACCAGCAUUUUGAGUGCCUGGGGGACAGCUUUGAAGGAAAUGGCCACUGAAGCUCAUUGGUGCCCACGCACCCCGGCUUUGGUGGAAGGGUGCAGGCAGGGGGCAGGCUGCAUCAGCCCUUGGUGCUUAGAAAGAACAGGGGAGUGAGAUGUCUUGAGGGGACAUGGUGUCUCUGAGACAGAGAGCCCAGGGUGGCCUUUGUGUCUUCAUGUCUUGGAAGAGAGGUCUGGGUCUCCAGCUGCUUUCUCUACCUGCCGGCUCCAGUCACCUUUGCCCACCCACAAGCUUCCUGGGUGACCUUUGGCUAGAAUGCGGUGCUUGCCUUGGCUUGGCCUGUCUUCUUGAGAAAAGCGGGGUUCUCAAAGGCUCAGACCAUUUCUAUCACCUUGCCUUGUGGGCAAUAAAUUUUGUCAAGUGUGCGCUCCGGCUGGAGACCUUUUGCCCAUUGCGUGCAUUUGGCCACAGGAGGGAGGCGGGGGCUCUGCACCCCCAGGCACUCCCAGAGCAUCUCUCCCAAGCCCGCCCCCUAAGGGCCAGAGUCUAGGAGGGGCGGAAAAGGGCCCAGUAGUUUCUCCCUCACCUAGUUAGGCCCAGAGAGACAGAGAUGGAUCCUGAAAGCAACUGCAACAGAGAAAUACUCCUUAGGUAAAACGUGUCUCAUCUCUACCAGCCAUUUCCGUUCAUCUUCCUGGGAUGUUAGAAGAGGGGAUUAAGAGGGGCUGCACAGGCCUCAGAGUCAGGACCUGGCUGCAAGGUUGCCUGAGGGGGAAAGAAAGGAGCUCCCUUUCCUCAUGCAAAAACCCAGGUGCUAUGUCUAGUCAGGGAGCUUUGGGAGGUGCCUGGACUAGUUGGAGGCAUAGUUGGCAGAGGUUCAGAGCCCAGAGGCGGGCUGUGCGCCCUGUCUUGGAGCCCUCCCAUCUGACUUGUCUGGGCCCAGAGGCUGGAGGUUGCCACAUAAUACCUGUCCUCUUGAAAGCAGUGGGAAUUGACCAGGCGUUUGCCAGCUGCUGUGAGCACGCACACUCUGACCUCGCCUAGGGUUGGGGUAUGGCUUCUUCCUCAAGUUCAGACAUAAGCUGUUGUGCAAGUCAGCUAGUGUGGCGUAAACAGUGCAACCCUGCCCCCGAGCCUGCAUUCUGGACUCAAAAUUCCCAAGCACCCCUUACUGCAAAGAAAGGGCCCUAGUCAGACCCAGUC